This is a messenger RNA of Gossypium raimondii (Peruvian cotton), 2567 nucleotides long. Its product is annotated as two-component response regulator-like APRR5. The transcript is spliced from 8 exons. The coding region runs from base 215 to 2332 and encodes 705 amino acids. Gene Ontology annotation, molecular function: protein binding. The record is from RefSeq and is a predicted model, not a curated record. NCBI's taxonomy places the organism in Eukaryota, Viridiplantae, Streptophyta, Magnoliopsida, Malvales, Malvaceae. Gene Ontology annotation, biological process: cytokinin-activated signaling pathway; phosphorelay signal transduction system.
GUGAGAUAUUUUUCACCCCGGUUCGCAAUUCAAAUCCUUUUUAAUUGCCGUCCGAUUAAAGAGACUAGUUUUAGAUUUUUUUCUAUAGGUAGCAGCAGUCCAACACAGAUUUUUAGCAUAAUAAGAUGAUUUAGAUUUUCGAUUUCUUUUGCUCUCUAAGUUCAGAGCUUAAAAAUAAUAAUACUAGGUUUGUGGCAAAAAAGAAAGGAAAAGCAUGGGUGAAGUAGUGGUGACUAGCGAGGAAGUCGAGGAAGUGAAAAUUGAUAGUGAAACAGAGGAGCAGGAAAAUGGGGAGGUUGAAGGGAACAUGAGGAGGAGGAGGAGGAAGAAGAAGAAGAAGAAGAAGAAGAAGCCUGGGUGUUCUGCUUCUGGAGCAGUGGUGAAUUGGGAAAGGUUUUUACCCAUGCCGGCUUUGAGGGUUUUGUUGGUCGAAGCUGAUGAUUCCACCAGGCAGAUUAUAUCUGCUCUUCUCAGAAAAUGCAGUUAUAGAGUUGCUGCUGUUCCUGAUGGCUUGAAGGCAUGGGAGAUGCUGAAAGGAAGACCACAUAAUGUAGAUCUCAUUUUGACAGAAGUGGAUUUGCCAUCUAUAUCAGGAUUUGCUCUUCUUACACUAAUUAUGGAGCAUGAUAUUUGUAAAAGCAUCCCCGUUAUAAUGAUGUCCUCACAAGAUUCAGUUAGCACAGUAUACAAAUGCAUGUUAAGAGGGGCUGCUGACUAUCUUGUUAAGCCAAUAAGGAGAAAUGAGCUGAGAAAUUUAUGGCAGCAUGUAUGGAGAAGAAAAUCAUCAAUUGUUGGUGGGAACUCCCCCCAGGAUGAGAGCAUUGGACAGAAAAAGGUAGAAACUACCUCUGAAAAUAAUGCUGCAAGUAAUCUUUCCAUUGGUUGCUUGGAUGGUGUCCGAAAAAAUAAGGAACAAACUGAGAAAGGGAGUGAUGCUCAGAGCUCUUGUACCAAGCCGGAAAUGGAAGCUGAGAGUGCCCAAAAGGAAAAUAUGCAGGAAUUUUCACACUUGAUAAAGGUAAAUUCUCCGCCAAUUGAAUCACAGAAGCAUGAAGCUCAUGGCGGUUUCAAUCAGAACCUGCUCAUGCAUGAGAUGGAAACUGAGGUUGUUGACUCAUGCAAGGAUGCCUACACAACUUUAUACAAAGGUGUUGAACUGGAAAAUCAAAGAAGGGAUACUAGGGUCUUGGUUGAGGCUGGUGAUGCGCUUGUUGAUUCACCAAGAGAAGCUAUUGACUUCAUGGGAACAUUUAAUAAAAAUUGCACUUCGUCUUCAAUAAAUAGCGCAAAAAAGUUUGAUUCUUCUCUAUUCUUAGAUCUUUCCUUGAGAAGAAGUAAUCCUAAUGUAUUUGAGAAUCAUGUUACUCAAGAAAGGCCUACCCUCUGGCAUCCUAGUUCAUCAGCCUUUACAAGGUAUACUAGCAGAGUAUCACAGCCCCUGCAUUCAACAUUGAUGAGUUUCAGUGAUCAAAAGAAAGACUCUGGGACUAAUUCUGAGAAGAUGUUGACCAAUGUUAUGUCGGAAAAUAAUUCAGAUACUCCUAGUCCUACACUAACUUCUCAAAGAAACACGAAUCCUUUGACUAUUGGAGCUACUGUUGAAUUGAAGCAAACUGAAGUAGCAACACCAUGCACACAACAUAGACUAUUUCCUGUCCCAGUACCAGUGAAGGGUAUAAGAUUGAAUAAUCCGUGCAAUGGAUAUAAUACUAUAAUUCCUCCAAUGUUUUGUGCACGGUCAAGUUCAUCCAUGGCGCCAAGUCCAAGCACAGCCAACCAACAGGAACCUGCCUUUCAUUUGAAUCUGUUUCGUCAUUCCAGUUUUGAAGCUAACUCCUCUGGACAGUUGUAUGACCGACUUGCCUCCAAUACAAACCAGUCAACCAGCCAGCUCUUGCACAAACUGGACCAAAAGUUGGAUUCAAUCGAGGAUAGAGGACAUAUUUCUCCCACCACUGAUCAGAGUGCAAGCAGCAGUUUCUGUAAUGGCUCCUUAAGCCAACUUAAUGGUGUUGCAUAUGGAAGCACUGGUGCAAGUAAUGGCAAUGUUGAUCAGGCUGCAGUCACCCGGGCUUCUACGGAGAGCAAGAAUGAUGACAGCUUUCCCAGCCCUAGUGGAAAACCAUGCCGUUCUAUCCAAAGAGAAGCAGCUUUAAUGAAGUUCCGUUUGAAGCGUAAGGAUAGAUGCUUUGAGAAAAAGGUCCGGUAUGAGAGCAGAAAGAAACUUGCAGAGCAGCGCCCACGAGUAAAAGGUCAGUUUGUCCGUCAAGUGCAGGCUGAUCCUAUGCAUAUAGAAACUGAGCAUCAUUAUGGGAAUUCAUCCGAUGGAUAGGCCUAGUUACAACUUUGUAAACCAGGGAGACCAUAGACUCAAGUUUGGUUUUGUGAAGGUGAAGAAACAAAGGCGUGGCAGAAUUUUAUAGAUAGUAUAGCACAUAUCCAUACUUUUUAUCAUAUUAGUGGUUAAUUACACACAGGUUGCUAUGUACUUAAUGUAAAAUAAUGUUUUGAUCUUUUAUAGUCGAUAGAGUUUUCAUCCCUGUUUUUCUCUGGGGUUGCCUGAAUCA